Messenger RNA from Maniola jurtina (meadow brown), 2018 nucleotides. RefSeq names its product ATP synthase subunit alpha, mitochondrial (gene blw). The record is from RefSeq and is a predicted model, not a curated record. Gene Ontology annotation, molecular function: ADP binding; proton-transporting ATP synthase activity, rotational mechanism; ATP binding. The transcript is spliced from 10 exons. Bases 97 to 1755 code for a protein of 552 amino acids. Gene Ontology annotation, biological process: proton transmembrane transport; proton motive force-driven ATP synthesis. NCBI's taxonomy places the organism in Eukaryota, Metazoa, Arthropoda, Insecta, Lepidoptera, Nymphalidae.
AUCGAUUUAUGUCAUUUCCUGUAAUAUCGCAACGAGUCGCGAGCGGAGUGUACCACGGCCCUUCUGUCUACUAUUUAUUGAGAAUAUUUGUGAAAAAUGUCGCUGAUCUCCGCUCGUUUGGCCUCCUCGGUGGCCAGGCGUUUGCCUAAUGCCGCCACCCAGGUCUCGAAGGUCGCCGUGCCAGCGGUGGCGGUGGCUUCGCGCAAACUCCAUGUCUCCUGCACACACAGGGCUGCCGAAAUCUCCACAAUCCUGGAGGAGAGAAUCCUUGGUGCCGCACCCAAGGCCGAUUUGGAAGAGACAGGCCGCGUGCUGAGCAUUGGUGACGGUAUCGCCCGUGUGUAUGGCCUCAAGAACAUCCAGGCCGAGGAGAUGGUGGAAUUCUCCUCUGGCCUUAAGGGUAUGGCCCUUAACUUGGAACCCGACAAUGUGGGUGUGGUCGUAUUCGGUAACGACAAACUGAUCAAAGAGGGUGACAUUGUGAAACGUACGGGCGCCAUCGUGGACGUCCCCGUCGGCGAGCAAUUGCUGGGUCGCGUAGUGGACGCGCUGGGUAACGCCAUCGACGGCAAGGGGCCACUCAACACCAAGUCGCGUAUGCGAGUCGGUAUCAAGGCCCCCGGUAUCAUCCCGCGUGUGUCCGUGCGAGAGCCUAUGCAGACCGGUAUCAAGGCCGUAGACUCUCUCGUGCCAAUAGGCCGUGGGCAGCGUGAGCUGAUCAUCGGGGACCGUCAGACCGGCAAGACUGCUCUGGCCAUUGACACCAUCAUCAACCAGCAGCGUUUCAACAAGGGCGAGGACGAGAAGAAGAAGCUGUACUGUAUCUACGUUGCCAUCGGACAGAAGAGGUCCACCGUCGCACAGAUUUUGAAGAGGCUGACUGAUGCUGGUGCCAUCAACUACACCAUCAUCGUGUCCGCUACGGCGUCUGACGCGGCGCCCCUGCAGUACCUCGCGCCCUACUCCGGCUGCGCCAUGGGCGAGUUCUUCCGCGACAACGGCAAGCACGCGCUCAUCAUCUACGACGAUCUGUCCAAGCAGGCCGUUGCCUACCGACAGAUGUCUCUGCUGCUGCGUCGUCCCCCGGGUCGUGAGGCCUACCCCGGUGAUGUGUUCUACCUCCACUCGCGUCUGCUCGAGCGUGCGGCCAAGAUGUCCGACAAGAUGGGCGGUGGCUCUCUGACCGCUCUGCCCGUCAUCGAGACCCAAGCCGGAGACGUGUCUGCUUACAUUCCCACCAACGUGAUCUCCAUCACUGACGGGCAGAUCUUCUUGGAGACGGAGUUGUUCUACAAGGGUAUCCGGCCCGCCAUCAACGUCGGUCUGUCCGUGUCGCGUGUGGGUUCCGCCGCGCAGACCAAGGCUAUGAAGCAGGUGGCCGGUUCCAUGAAACUGGAGUUGGCUCAAUACCGUGAGGUGGCCGCUUUCGCCCAGUUCGGUUCCGACUUGGACGCUGCGACCCAACAGCUGUUGAACCGCGGCAUGCGUCUUACUGAGCUGCUCAAGCAAGGACAGUACGUGCCAAUGGCCAUUGAGGAACAGGUCGCCAUCAUCUACUGUGGUGUACGUGGUCACCUCGACAAAGUGGACCCAACCAAGAUCACAGCAUUCGAGAAGGAGUUCACCCAGCACAUCAAGACCUCCCACCAGGCUCUACUUGCCACCAUCGCUAAGGACGGUCAAAUCACACCAGAGUCUGAUGCCUCGCUGAAGAAAAUCGUCACUGACUUCGUUGCCACGUUCCAAGCGCAGUAAACGCCUAGUUAAUGAUAAACUCGCCUUAAGAUUGUACAAUACAAUUCGUAAUCUAGCAAUUACUUGUACCAUCUUAAGUCUAUCCAUUGAUAUUUAAGUGGCUGCUUACUGAAGCCUUCUAUGACAAUGUUGUAAUUUGCUUCGGUGGGCAAUCUAUUUAGAAGUGUAAUUUGUAUGGACAGUAAUGUGAAUACAAUCAUGUAAUGUAUUUGAUAUGUAUCUUGGAGUCGGCAGUGGUUAUAUUAUAUGAAUAAAACAAUUUA